Molecule: messenger RNA, 1174 nt
Organism: Pseudo-nitzschia multistriata
Lineage: Eukaryota; Bacillariophyta; Bacillariophyceae; Bacillariales; Bacillariaceae
Source: the annotation of a GenBank genome assembly
GCCUAUGAAUUUMGAUCCGAACCAAUCRUCGGCAUCCAGAAAAGAACAAUCAAAAGAUGAGCACCGUAGUUAAUGUUUCCGUGUCGUAUGGGGUUGARGCAUUCUUGUGCGACCCAUCGACCGGAACGAAAAUCGUUCCGAUGAGACCUUUCGCCCAGGGAUCCAUCGUCAGCGCGUGCGUCCGACCAGAUGCCGCUUCGAGAUCCGAUGGCCUGGUCAUGGAUCGGAUCGAAAACUUUACCUGGAAGAAAGAAAGCAACGGCACUCCGGCUGCGCUGAACUUCGCUGCAGAGCAACCGGUUGUGCUGGAGGGSUCGCAUCAAGACGUGCUUUCGGUGUCUGAAUGUGCACCGGACAAGGCGUAUUGCGCCGUGACUUCCAUCCUCUUUGCCGAUUUUUUUCAGUACGCGGGGCCGGUUUCGGCCCUCGGGAAUGUCUACCUUGCAUUUGCCAAUCCCCAAGAAGAUGCAUUGUCUGACUCCAUGCUGAUCGAUUUCGACGUUUCGAUAAUCGGUAGCUCGGGUGCGUCGUUGCGAUGAAAAUUCAAAGAAAGACGACCAAUGGUUCGCGCACACGUUCCUUCAAUUCACCGAUCUUACCCAAAAAAUGUGAUCACUUUUUUUCAAAAACGAUUUCCGUUCUGCAGAUAAAUCUCCAGAGGAAAUACCAGAGGAAAUACCAGAGGAAAUACCAGAGGAAAUACCAGAGGAAAUACCAGAGGAAAUACCUGACGAAAUACCUGACGAAAUACCAGACGAAAAACCGGUAACAAGUGUCAAUUCAUUGCUCGGGUGCGUCGUUGUGUGUCGAAAGUUGAAAAGGAACAUGGCCAAUAGUUCCUGUGUUGUUUCUUUCUUUCGCCUAUCUUUAUUUUUUUUUCUCAUAAAUUCGAUAACAAUUUUUUUCUAUGCCGUGCUGCAGACGAAACUCCGAAGGAAUCUCUAGAAGAAACCCGAGAGGAAACCCGAGAGGAGUAAUCWCCAGGGGAAGCUCUGACAACAAUUGAUGAUGCCGAGAUGACAACCAUAGAACCAUCAGAAGAGGAAAUCGAAGAAGACGAAACGCGGAUUCCCUACUUUUGUUGAAAUGUUGUCUUUGGCACCAAACAGUCCAUAUUUUUCAUUUUUCCACUCGCAAGUCUGUAGUAUCUCAAAAAUAAUUCAGUUAUAUAUAU